AUGGACUUUCUUGAGCUUUGGGGAAACAAUGGAGAUCUCCAUCUAGACUCUUCUAUCGGUCCGAGUGUAAAGGUAAACGGUAUGGAACUCAGCUCUCCAGAGCUACGUGGGAAUAUUGCUCGCUUUUUCUGCCAGCCCUGGUGGGGCCGCUUAUGGACUGUCCAAGAGUUUAUCUUGGCUAAGAAGAUAUUCUUUCAAAGUGGUCGGUGUACCUUGUCCGGAGACCUGCCCGGUAAAUGCGUACAGCAUCUCAGGAAGCACACCAGCGCCAUGUGUUGCACACAGUUAUCCUCUAUUAUGAGACUCACUGACUCGCAAACCGGCCUGUGUUUGAUGGAUGCCAUGUCGAAACCCAACCUGCUAGAACACGCAAGAUUCAAUCGAUUCCAUAGACCCUUCUAUUACAUAUUGCAGUUAUUCCGUCAUCUGGAGUGUACCGACCCUCGAGACAAGAUAUACGAUAUGCUAAACCUCGCAAUAGGCCCAUACAUGGACCUUAUCCUGCCAGACUACACACGCUCAUUGGAGAGUGUGUUGACCUUAGCUACAAUUUCAAUUGUGGAGAGAAGCCAAUCGCUGCAUAUAUUCAGCCUUCUACAUUAUGGCCGUCGCAACCUGACGAAGCUUCCUUCUUUCGUACCAGAUCUGACGGAAUCAGUCCUUUUAGAUGCCAAUAGACUCGAACAUACUGAUCGAGUCGAGAUGGUUCGACUCUUUCGCGCGUCUGGGGACUCGAAGUCAGACCUGAGACUCGUUAGCACAACGAAGGCUUCCACAAGCGGAUUCAUCUUCGACUCGGUAUCUGCCGUGGGGAUCCCGCUCGGUGCUAGCUCUCUUGAGAAUUGGCGAACUCUGGCUCAGGUAGAUGACGACCCCGAUGCAUCAUAUCCCCAGACCGACGUGUCGAGAGAAACAGCUUUCUGGCAAACACUUUGUGGAGGCUCUGUGGGAGCCAUAGUGCGAGGAGAAUACGAAUUCGAAGGAGUGGACGAUAGAACUGGUUACCAAAUGUACCAGCAAUGGAUCGCCUGGGUCACAGCACCUCAUGACUCUAUUGAGCAAAAAUCUCUUACUAGUCUUGAUGGCAUUGACUUCAACACAGCAUACUUGGCAGCUGCGGUCGGCCACCGAUUUUUCGUGACGCAAAAUGGGUACUUCGGACUCGCCCCAGCAACUACUUCUACUAGGGACUAUGUUACCAUACUCGCGGGUGGCCCUGUGCCGUAUAUACUUCGACCCGUAUCUGACGAAGUCUCGAUUGAGUAUAUACAUGGAACUGCUACCUCAGCUCUAGGCUACCGCAUUCUAGGAGACGCGUAUGUGCAUGGUAUCAUGGACGGCGAGCUAAGCAACCGGAAGUUCGAGGAUAUUGUACUGGUUUGA
Molecule: messenger RNA, 1383 nt
Organism: Mytilinidion resinicola
Lineage: Eukaryota; Fungi; Ascomycota; Dothideomycetes; Mytilinidiales; Mytilinidiaceae
Exons: 1
Coding region: 1-1383 (460 amino acids)
Source: RefSeq, a predicted model, not a curated record